CGUAGCUUCUUUAAGGAAGAUGUUCAAUACUCUGCUAUUGUUUGCGACCGGCUUUGUAGCCUUGUGGACCGCUUACGGCGAUUAUGUUCGUGUCAGCACUCCAGAAGGUCAGCCUUCCGAUCGCCCUCCAUAUGUCCUGAUCGAGGAGCCGUGGGAAGGCGGUGUUGGCAACUGGAACAUCUUGGGGAUGGUCCUCAUUCCAGGUCUGACCUUACAGGAAAUGAAACAAGUUACUGACUACAACGCGCGGGUCAAUUACGACCUGCCGCUCUGCCCCAAGGAUGGUAAUCCUCAUUGCCGCGACUGCAGGCCUGGGAAGCCGGACGACUAUUUAGUGAUGACGCAGUGCUGCUUCUCGCACCACUGGGCCUGGAAGAAUAACCGCACCCUUCGCGAUAUCCUCCCUUACCGUUUCCAUUUGGACCCCGUGGCCGAUGACCCCACUAAAGAGCCGUAUUACAGCUGGAACGGCGGGCCCGGUGGCGUAUGGCAUACGGAUCCAUGUACGGGCGAGCCAGCGACGGACAUCACCAAUGGUUCAUAUAUUCCCUUAAGCCUGCGGCAGAAAAGCAAGUAAACACAAAUAUGGCGGCAUAGCGUGUUAAAAGUGCCGUGUUUUCUGCCGUAAUGCGGUUCUUUCCUGAAACUUUGAAAAGUCGCAGGACUGCAAGGGCAUCGCGCAUUAUGUCUACCAGUCCUUCUUAAGAUUCGUUUGUGCUCUGUGUGGUUUUAUUAUCAUCGCGAUAUUUUCUCGCUAUGCUGUUGCAUGAUUGCGAGUACAGUAUU
Messenger RNA from Paramacrobiotus metropolitanus, 786 nucleotides. RefSeq lists its product as uncharacterized. The record is from RefSeq and is a predicted model, not a curated record. The transcript has 2 exons. Lineage: Eukaryota; Metazoa; Tardigrada; Eutardigrada; Parachela; Macrobiotidae. The coding region runs from base 20 to 577 and encodes 185 amino acids.